GCUGAGGCUUCCCGACUCCGCCACGCCGCACGUGGGCGCGCCCGCCGACCAGGGCCGCUGCCGCUGAGACUUUCUUGUGAGAAUGUAAGAUGGAUCCCGAAGAGCAAGAGCUCUUAAAUGAUUACAGAUACCGGAGUUACUCCUCGGUGAUUGAAAAGGCUUUGAGAAACUUUGAGUCCUCAAGUGAAUGGGCAGAUCUCAUAUCUUCCCUUGGCAAGCUCAACAAGGCACUUCAGAGCAACCUGAAGUAUUCCUUGUUGCCAAGACGCCUCAUUAUCAGCAAGAGAUUAGCUCAGUGUUUGCACCCUGCCCUACCCAGUGGUGUACAUUUAAAAGCCCUGGAAACCUAUGAGAUUAUCUUUAAAAUCGUGGGGACCAAAUGGCUGGCCAAGGACUUGUUCCUGUACAGCUGUGGCCUCUUUCCCCUCUUGGCAAACGCAGCCAUGUCUGUGCGUCCAGUGCUGCUGGGCCUAUAUGAGAAGUACUUCCUCCCACUGCAGAAGCUGCUUCUACCCAGUCUCCAGGCUUUUCUCGUGGGCCUGCUCCCUGGUCUGGAGGAAGGCUCCGAAAUCUAUGACAGGACAGAUGCCCUGCUCCUGAGACUGUCCCUGGUGGUGGGCCGGGAAGUGUUCUAUACCGCCCUGUGGGGAAGCGUCCUGGCAAGCCCGUCCAUUCGCCUCCCCGCCUCGCUCUUUGUGGUGGGCCACAUCAACAGGGACUUGCCUGGGAAGGAGCAGAAGUACAUGCUGGGGACCGACCACCGGCUCACGGUAAAAUCACUGUGUGCAUCACUGCUGGACUCGAACGUUCUUGUGCAAAGAAAUAAUCUGGAAAUCGUCCUGUUUUUCUUUCCAUUUUAUACCUGCCUGGAUCCCAAUGAGCAAGCCAUCCCCCUGCUUAGAUCCGACAUCGUGGGCAUCCUUUCAGCCGCCACCCAGACCCUGCUGAGAAGAGACAUGUCUCUCAACAGAAGACUCUAUGCCUGGUUACUGGGUUCAGACAUUAAAGGGAAUACCAUUGUGCCAGAAUCUGAACUCUCAAGUUCUUUUGAAGAUCAGUCCUCUUAUUUGUUUGAAAAAUACUCCAAGGAUCUUUUAGUUGAGAGUCUGGCUAAGAUUCUGCACCAGAAGUUCUUAGACGCUGAUGUGGAGGAGCGUCACCAUGCGUAUCUGAAGCCUUUCCGCAUCCUCGUCAGUCUGCUGGACAAGCCGGAAAUCGGGCCUCAGGUGGUUGAGAAUUUGUUUCUCGAAGUCAUCAGAGCCUUUUAUUCUUACUGUAGAGAUGCCCUUGGCUCCGACCUUCAACUUAGCUACACUCAGAGUGGAAAUCUGUUGCUAAGUACAAUCAAAGAAAACAGAAAUGCCUCUGAGAUCGUGAAGACGGUGAAUCUGCUCAUCUCAUCCCUGAGCACUGACUUCAUCUGGGAUUAUAUGACAAGGUGUUUUGAGGCAUGCUUCAGACCAGUGAAGCAGAAUGGCACCAUUGGAACCGUCAGCCCUCCCCCUACGGUCUCGGAGCUCUGCACUCUCCUUGUGUUCCUCCUGGACGUUAUUCCCUUGGAACUCUACUCUGAGGUACAAACCCAGUACCUCCCACAGGUGCUUGGCUGCCUGGUGCAGCCACUUGCUGAGCAGGUGGAGGCCCUGAGCUUGCCUGAGCUCACACACGCCUUGAAGACAUGUUUCAAGGUGCUUAGCAAAGUCCAGAUGCCACCUACCUACUUGGACAUGGAGACCACCAGCAGCAGCUCGAGUCCAGUGAAAGGUGAGAAUGGCGCUAUCAUUUUGGAAACAAAGGCCAUCGUUCCGGAUGAUGAAGAUGCUUCCUUUGCCCCACUCAAGUCUGAGGACAGUGGCAUCGGGCUCAGCGCCUCAUCGCCAGAGCUCUCUGAGCACCUGAGGGUGCCACGAGUUUCUCCUGAAAGAGACGACGUGUGGAAGAAGGGCGGGGUCAUGCAAAGGACCUUUCUUUGCAUCCAGCAGCUAAUUGCCAACUUUGCCAGCAGGAACAUUUUUGCAGCACCCCUGACAGUGUCUGGAGAAGAAAGCAGGUCUGAAGAGCCCGCAGGGAGAAGGGACAAGGGCAGGGCCCAGAGCGCAGUGGAUGACAGCUUUGCUAGGAAGAACUCCUGGGAGACCAAGCCCAUCACUGUGCCCCAGUUCAAGCAGAUGCUUUCAGACUUGUUCACAGUGCGUGGGUCUCCAUUUAAGACGAAAAAUUCAGAGUCACCAUCGUCUGUGCCCAGUAGCCCUGGAGGAAAAGUGGGAGCAGAAUGGGAUGUUGACCAGGUGGUCUUUGAACUGGGGGGCUCCAAGGAGGACUGCAGAGAGGCCUUCGCGGCCGCCUGCCACUUGCUGCUGGACUGUGCCACGUUCCCCGUCUACCUGUCCGAGGAGGAGACUGAACAGCUGUGUGACACGCUCUACCAGCUUCCAGGAGCCAGUGAUUCUAGCUUUCCGUCCUGGCUGAAAUCUCUUAUGACCAUUUGCUGCUGUGUGAAUGACUGCUACCUGCAGAAUGUGGCCAUCUCCACCCUGCUGGAAGUGAUAAACCAUUCCCAGUCCCUCGCACUUGUUAUCGAAGACAAGAUGAAGCGAUACAAGAAUUCCGGGCACAAUCCAUUUUUCGGCAAGCUGCAGAUGGUGACGGUUCCCCCCAUUGCUCCAGGAAUACUGAAAGUCAUCGCGGAGAAGACAGACUUCUACCAGAGGGUGGCUCGCGUGCUUUGGAAUCAGCUAAACAAGGAGAGCCGGGAGCACCACAUCACCUGCGUAGAACUGUUCUACAGGCUGCAUUGCCUGGCCCCCACAGCCAGCGUCUGUGAGGACAUCAUCUGCCAUGCCCUCCUGGACCCUGACAAGGGAACAAGGUUGGAGGCCCUGUUUCGAUUUUCUGUGAUCUGGCACCUGACGAGGGAAAUACAAGGCAGCCGCGUCACCUCCCACAAUCGCUCCUUCGAUCGGUCCUUGUUUGUCGUCUUGGACAGCCUGGCCUGCACGGACGGUGCCAUCAGUGCUGCGGCCCAGUGCUGGCUGGUGCGUGCACUCUCCCUUGGGGACGUGGCACGCAUCCUUGAACCUGUGCUGCUGCUGCUGCUCCAGCCCAAAACCCAGAGGACUUCCAUCCACUGCCUGAAACAGGAGAACUCAGCUGAGGACUUGCAUCGUUGGUUUAACCGGAAGAAGCCUCCUUAUAAAGAGGCUUCCUGGGUGUCUGAGCUCCAGGAAAGUGGUUCUGAAGAGCCCCUCCCUCUAAGCCAGCUCACCACAGUGGAUCGAGAAGCCAUUUGGGCCGAAGUGGAGAAGGAACCAGAGAAGUGCCUGCCAAGAAGCGAGCUGAGUGAGGAAGACCUGCCCUACUACGUGGACCUUCCCGACAGGACAGCCUCGGGCACCGCGGACAGCAGCGAGCACACCGAGUCUGCAGAUACCAGCUCUGUCCACACCGACAGCGAGAACACGUCCACCUUCUCCUCCCCCUCCCACGACCCACAGGAGCUGAGCCAUGAGGAGAACUGCUGCGCGCCCCUCCCCAUGGGGGGCAGAGCGUACCCCAAACGCUCGGUCUUGCUGGCAGCCUCCCAGUCAGAAAACUUCAAGUCCAAUGCCAAGUUGGGCCUGGUGAGGGUGGACUCGGACAAGACACAGGCCUCGGAGUCUUUCUCGAGUGACGAGGAGGCAGACUUGGAGCUCCAGGCCCUCACCACAUCUCGGCUGCUGAAGCAGCAGAAGGAGAGGCAGGAGACCCUCGAGGCCUUGUUCAAGCACAUCCUGCUCUACCUGCAGCCUUACGACUCCCGGCGGGUUCUGUACGCCUUCUCCGUGCUGGAGGCCGUGCUGAAGACCAACCCAAAGGAGUUCAUCGAGGCCGUGUCCAGAACCAGCAUGGACACCAGCUCCACCGCGCACCUCAAUCUCAUCUCCAACCUUCUCGCGCGCCACCAGGAGGCCCUUGUGGGGCAGAGUUUCUAUGGGAAGCUCCAGACCCAGGCCCCUAACGUGUGCCCCCACUCCCUGCUGAUCGAGCUCCUCACCUACCUCUGCCUGAGCUUCCUGCGCUCCUACUACCCUUGCUACUUAAAGGUGUGCCACCGAGACAUCCUCGGGAACCGGGACGUGCAGGUAAAGAGCGUCGAGGUGCUCAUUCGAAUCAUGACGCAGCUGGUGUCGGUGGCCAAGUCCGCCGAGGGGAAGAACGUGGACUUCAUCCACAGCCUACUGCAGAGGUGCAAGGUGCAGGAGUUCGUCCUGCUCUCCCUCUCGGCGUCCAUGUACACAAGCCAGAAGCGCUACGGCCUGGCCGUGGCAGACCGCGGCCGCACCCUGCUGGAGGACAGUCUGUUUGAAGAGAGCCUUAUCAACCUGGGGCAGGACCAGAUCUGGAGUGAACACCCACUGCAGAUCGAGCUGCUCAAGCUCCUGCAGGCACUCAUUGUCUUGGAGCACCACCUGGGCCAGGUCCAGGAGGAGGCCGAAAGCCAGCCUGCCCUAUCCCGGGAAUGGCAGAAGGCCCUUAACUUCCAGCAAGCCAUCGGCGCCAUGCAGUACGUGCAGCCCCACCCUCUCACCUCCCAGGGCCUUCUGGUUUCCGCAGUGGUGAGAGGCCUGCAGCCGGCCUACGGCUAUGGCAUGCACCCCGCCUGGGUGAGCCUGGUCACCCAUUCCUUGCCGUACUUUGGAAAGUCUCUUGGCUGGACCGUGACACCCUUUGUGGUCCAGAUUUGCAAAAACCUGGACGAGCUGGUCAAGCAGUAUGAAUGUGAGUCUGUGAAGCUGUCCAUCAGCUCAACCUCAAAGAAGGAAAACAUUUCUCCAGAUUAUCCACUUACUCUUCUAGAGGGUCUAACAACCAUCAGUCAUUUCUGUCUUUUGGAACAACCCAACCAAACCAAAAAGGCUACUGCUGCAAGUGACCCCAUCAGCAUGAGAAAUGCCAAGAAUGCCAUUUUAGAAGAGCUUCCUCGAAUUGUAAAUACCAUGGCCCUUCUCUGGAAUGUUCUCAGAAAGGAGGAGACUCAGAAGAGACCUGUGGAUCUCCUGGGAACCACAAAAGGAUCUUCUUCUGUUUACUUUAAAACCACCAAGACCAUAAGACAAAAGAUUUUGGACUUCCUAAACCCCUUGACAGCCCAUCUCGGGGUCCAGCUGAUAGCCGCAGUUGCAGCAGUGUGGAGCAGGAAGAGAGCUCAGCGCCACAGCAAGAUGAAGAUAGUCCCCGUGGCCACCAUGUCCCAGCUCACCCUGGUUGACUUGAUCUGUGCACUCAGCACCCUGCAGACAGACACAGUGCUGCAUCUGGUGAAGGAGGUGGUGAAGAGGCCACCACAAAUCAAAGGGGAUGAGAAAUCUCCCCUAGUGGAUAUCCCUGUGUUGCAGUUUUGCUAUGUUUUCAUCCAGAGACUUCCAGUUCUGGACUUGCAAGAGAACUUCCCUUCGCUGUUGGGAGUACUGAAGGAGUCUGCGCAGCUGAACCUUGCCCCACCAGGAUAUUUUCUGCUUCUCAGCAUGCUGUAUGACUUCAUAACAAGAACCCCCACCCUGGAAAGCAAGAAGGAUCAAAAAGACCUGCAGGAAAUCACUCAGAAAAUUCUGGAAGCUAUAGGCAAUGUUGCUGGCUCCUCCUUGGAGCAAACCAGCUGGCUCAGCAGAAACCUGGAAGUGAAGGCCCAGCCUCAGGUCACUCUAGAAGAAUCUGAUGCUGAGGACGACCUGUAUGCCACAGAUGCUGCCGCAGCUUCAGCAAUGGUGUCCGCAUCUGCUCCCUCUGUGUACAGCGUGCAAGCCCUCUCUCUCCUGGCAGAGGUUCUGGCUUCUCUCCUGGACAUGGUUUACCGCAGUGAUGAGAAGGAGAAAGCGCUGCCUUUAAUCUCGCGCUUGCUUUACUACGUCUUCCCUUACUUGCGCAACCACAGUGCCUACAACGCCCCUAGCUUCCGGGCCAGCGCCCAGCUGCUGAGCUCCCUGAGUGGCUAUGCCUACACAAAACGUGCCUGGAAGAAAGAAGCGUUGGAAUUGUUUUUGGACCCUACUUUCUUUCAAAUGGAUACCUCCUGUGUUUAUUGGAAGUCCAUUAUUGACCAUCUUCUGACUCAUGAGAAAACAAUGUUUAAGGACUUAAUGAGUAUGCAGAGCAGUUCUUUAAAACUAUUCUCCAGUUUUGAGCAAAAGGCCAUGCUGCUGAAGCGCCAGGCUUUUGCUGUCUUCAGUGGCGAGCUGGAUCAGUACCACCUAUACCUUCCCCUGAUACAAGAACGCCUGACAGACAAUCUCAGAGUGGGACAGACAUCCACAGUUGCUGCUCAGAUGUUUCUUUUUUUCAGAGUUUUGCUGCUAAGAAUUUCUCCUCAACAUCUGACCUCACUCUGGCCCAUAAUGGUCUCUGAGCUGAUUCAGACAUUCCUACAGCUUGAAGAUUAUCUUAAAGAGGAAGAUGAGUCUUUGAGAAACAGCAACAAAAUGAACAGAAUAAAAGUUGCAGGCACUGAUGGGAAUGGGCCUUUGGUGAGGGAAGUGGCCCCUAGUGACCUCAUCUUGUAUGUAUCAGCGUGCAAAUUCCUGGACACUGCGCUUUCUUUUCCCCCUGACAAGAUGCCGUUAUUUCAGAUUUAUAGGUGGGCAUUUGUUCCAGAAGUGGACACCAAGUGCCCUGCCUACCUGUCGGAUCUGGAGGAGAAUCACCAAGCGUGCAAACCCCACACUGUCAGGAUUCUAGAACUUCUAACAUUAAAAUAUGGGGAAAUUAGUGAGUCUGAUGAGCUCACCAUGAAGGGUGAAUUUCCUCUUCUGCGCCAACACUCUGUUUCCAGCAUUAGGCAGCUGAUGCCGUUCUUCAAGACUCUGAACUAUGCAUUUAAAACCCAGAGUCAGCUGCCUGCUGAUGCCCCAGUGGCCGUUCUCCCAGAGCUCCCUGUCACCGACAGCCCCAGAGUCUUAAGACUGCUGGAAGAAUGUGUGGAAUAUGAUUUUUUGGAACAUACUGAAUGCUAACAUUAGGAGCUUGUUGGAUCCAUUUACUGAUGAAUACAAGGGUAUAUUCUAAAUAAGAAAGUUAAUUUCAGAUAAUUUUCUGCUCAGCAACAAAACAAUGCCUUGUAAUAUAUUUGAAUUCCAUCCUGUGUUUCUUCUUCGAUUUAUGUAAUGGGAAUAAAAUUAAUAUAUUCUCUAGCAGCAGCAGCACACAUGUGUAAUGUGAAGUAAAGCAUGGAAAGAAUGAAGGAGUAAUUUUGUUUGUGGGAGGAGAUACCAUGGGCCUCAGUGUAUUUCUCUUAAGAAGUAUAAACUUAUUAAAAGAAUGCUAUUUUUAAUGUUUCGCACAAA
Molecule: messenger RNA, 7316 nt
Organism: Dipodomys ordii (Ord's kangaroo rat)
Lineage: Eukaryota; Metazoa; Chordata; Mammalia; Rodentia; Heteromyidae
Gene: Dop1b
Product: dopey family member 2
Exons: 37
Coding region: 90-6986 (2298 amino acids)
Biological process (GO): Golgi to endosome transport
Cellular component (GO): trans-Golgi network; endosome
Source: RefSeq, a predicted model, not a curated record